Messenger RNA from Strongylocentrotus purpuratus (purple sea urchin), 2884 nucleotides. RefSeq lists its product as uncharacterized. NCBI's taxonomy places the organism in Eukaryota, Metazoa, Echinodermata, Echinoidea, Camarodonta, Strongylocentrotidae. The coding region runs from base 626 to 2884 and encodes 752 amino acids. The record is from RefSeq and is a predicted model, not a curated record. Gene Ontology annotation, biological process: spermatogenesis. Gene Ontology annotation, molecular function: cAMP binding. The transcript is spliced from 13 exons.
AAGAGAGCCCGGCGGACCAUCUACUAUAGCUCUACCACAUGCUACUGGAAUCCCAUAAAGUGAAGGAGUCAUAAAGACAACUCCGUGUCAACAGAUAAACGUGUGGAAAGAACAUUUAAUGAGCGAACGGUAAAUAUGCCAAUUCUUUCUGCAUGGUGCCCCCGUUACAUUUGGACUAAAAUUCACCUCCGUUCGAAGGGCAUUAAUCAGUUGUUGGAAUGAAGGAAUUGAAGGCUGGACACAGUGACACCAUCGCUAAACUAUCUUCUUCAAUACGGAAUUAAUGUAUCAUCCCGUUUUCCGCUAUCCACUGCUAAGCGUUUGAUUUGUUAUAUGGCAUUGGAAGGAAUAGCCUAAAAGAUCUCAAUAACUUGGUCAAUGUUUGGGACUUUGCGUCUCGGGACUGCUCGGAAACCAAUACGAAAAAAUCUUCUUGGACUUUGGAGUUCGUUUAUCAUGUUUAGUGUGUGUAUUCAGAUGCGACUGAACAGGAAAUGAUAACGUUGUUACAUUGACGCUUUUACAUGUACAGUCGUUCAAAUUUGAGUGGUUUAAAGUAAACCUUAACAACUAGCAAGUGAUGACCAUGAUUUUUACGAAAACCUAUAUCUCUUGUGCUUGAGUGAUGGAGCAGUCAAGUUUUCACAAGAAAUAUUCAGGGAAUGUUUCACAUCGUCCACCUUCGAGUCGAGGAUCUGCCCCUGGAUCUAAUGCAAGGCCUCCAUCGACGUCAACAGUGCCAGCGGUUGACGAAAGGGACGUCGAGAAGUUGGACGAGCAUGCCAUGAAGCAGGAGGAGCAUUUUAAUAAUCAUGGAGAGUCGAGACCCGGGAGUAGAGUUUGCACCCCUCGGGAUGAUCGAAUUGGUGUCAUUAAUCAGUACCGAAAACCAUGGGUUCGACCUCAAACAACAGGUCACACGAUGACAUCGACACAGAGAGAAAGACAGAUGGCUAAAUAUCGUCAAGGUAGACCGAAAUCAAGCCCUGUCGCUCGGCGUCAUCGAUCUCCAGAUCGGGAAAAAUACGGCUACGUGAUAAAGCGGCCCGAAAGUGUCCCACUGGGGAGUCGACCUGGUAGCAGUCGUCCCGGUAGUCGACUGGGCAGACGGACGUCAUCCUCCUUGUCGAGGAGAAGAAAUUCUACUAUUGAUAGCGAUGUCGAAGAGAUUAUUGUGGGUAAAGACCAAAAUGUUAGCCAAGAGACACGGACCACGGAGGGUCAGACAAAGGGAGACGGGAAGGACAAUGACAUUGAUACCAAAAACAAUGGUUGGACGGGGGAUGCUGCAGCUACAGAUGCCGCAGCUACAGAUGCCGAAGAUGACAAAAGAGAUGGAAGACGAGUUCCAACUUUAACCACAAAACCCCGAAUGCAUGUGACUAGUGAAGAUCAUCCCAAGAAAGUAGAAGUCGAUGAGAACCUAAACGAUGUCGAGAAAACAAAUGGCGACGCCCAGGUCGCAGUUCCGACGAAGAUCAUUGAACCAGAGGAGGAGCCACAACAUGAUAAUUCCAGCAAAGCUGAUGACGACCAGUGUCGUAAACAGAGCGUUUUCGACGUGACUAUGAUGACAGCCGUCUCGCAUGGAGGACUAAGCGGUGGUCGUGAACGGAGUCUUAGCUCUGCGUCUAACGAUGGGAGGAGUUCGUCAUCGGCUUCGCACCACGGAGAGUCGCUCGCUCGUCGAGCGCGGAAAGAGAGGUUGAGAAAGUUGUCCCAAUAUAGGAAUACUCGCUUUAAUCGGCCGGCAGAAACGGCGAGAGAAAAGUUUCGCCGGGUUUGUAAAACAGUUCGAGUCAUAGCCGGGAUUUGUCUCUCAAUGAAAAGUUACGUGAAAGACGAAGCAACGAAACAAUGGUCCCUUCAUGAGAUGCAUCUCAAUAUGAGAGCUGAUCUAGAACAGAAUCUAGCCUUCGAUCUAAUCAUGUUCUCCAAACUCAGGGUGACGAGAGGAUCGGAGAAGUUGAAGAUGAUUCUUUCUCUAAGACCAGAACAGAGGACGCGAGCAGACAUUGAAGUGGUCAUGGCUCUCUUGAGGAAGAACAAAGCUUUCGCCGAAUAUCAGCCGGAGACACAGGUCGCACUCGUCAAGUACAUGGAGUACUUGAGGUUCGAGCCCAGGAGGAUAGUGCUGAAGGAAGGUCACGUAGCCUCUGGUUUCUACAUCGUCCUCUCUGGCACAUGCCUGGUGAAUCAGAAGGAGACCGACCCACGGAAUGGGGAGACGUUUGUCAGGACGAUCACGCAGUUGACGUCGGGAGAAUCAUUUGGAGAAUAUAGCCUUCUGCAUAACACAGUACGUUCUGCUAGCGUUGUAUGCAAGGAUGAAGUGGAGGUACUUCUUAUCAAUGGAGACGAUUUUGAUAACAUCAUUAAGCGUCCCUUGGAACAGAAGCGUGAUGAACUGAUCGAGUUUUGCCACGCCCAUGAUAUAUACAUCUCAGCUACUCAAGAGACGCUUAGGAAACAACCCAAAGCCAUCUAUACCAAAUUCUUCAAGCCAGGCACAGUUAUCACUGAGGACAUAAUGGCAAGCGAGUACAUCUACGUCGUCAAAGAGGGUAAAUGUACAGUAGUAGCUGAAAUUCGAGAAAUGAAGCCUCUUCACAAGAAAGGACAGCUACCUGACAGGUAUUUCAUGCACGAUGAGAGCUGGAAGAAAGAUGCAGCCAUUAAACGAAGCAUGGCUGUUCUGUCUGCCGGGAAGCGUCGGAGUCGGUCAGCAGCCGCGAGAAAUAAACUCUACCCGCCAGAGAAAAAAGAGAAGACAUUCUUCUCCAUGAACGCUAUAAAUGUCGAGGAUGAUGGUGAUAAUGAUGCUGGUAAGGGUGAUGAUAAUAGUGACGACAAUAAUGAUAACGGUGAUGCGGUGGGGAUAUAA